UUCAACACUCGUUAGCCACACGAUACCUGUUACUUGUUGAUCGCAUUUUUCACUUCACAUAUGCGCACGCCAUCGUUAUGCGUAGAGGCGUCAGUGUUGCUACUGUAUCGAUAUAACCGGCAAAUUGUUGCUUUCUUGAGGAUGGUUUUUCGGGAUUAUCAUCGUUGUUAUCAGUGUCGGCGCUGGUGUUAUUGAUGGAACUCUUGUUACAAUAUUUACUAUGAUAUUGAUUCCUUUAUUUAUUUGUCAUAUAAGCCGGCGCACUUUGGGAUGGACUAUCUCGAUUGUAGCCAUUUGGAAUUAAUUUUAUAUUCUCAGUACACCAUAUCGGAAUAAUACUCUGUAUUUUAUUUAUCAUGAGAAUCUUCGUAUCUUUUUUUAUAUGGAUUCUAACAUUUAUAUACGUUCAUGCAGCAAACAAGUACAGACGAGUCUGUUACUAUUCCAGCUGGGCUAUUUACAGACCAACAAGUGGCAAAUUUAGUCCAAGCGAUAUUGAUCCAUUUUUAUGCACACACAUCAUUUACGCCUUUGCCAAAUUAAAUGAAGAGUCGUCUAUUCUUGAAACGUUCGAUCCGUGGGCGGAUCUGGAAGAUAAUUAUGGAUUAGGUGGUUACCAAAAAGUCACAGCGCUCCGCAAUCAGAAUCCCCGAUUAAAAAUCUUGAUCUCAGUCGGCGGCUGGAAUGCCGGUUCGAGCGGCUUCUCCGAGAUGGUCUCCACGCGGCUCAAGCGCAAAACAUUUAUCGAAAGCGCCCUACGCUUUCUGCGCAAGCACAACUUCGACGGGCUGGACAUUAACUGGGAGUUUCCGGGUGUGCGCGGUGGUCGUGAUGCCGAUCGGAAUAAUUUCGAUCUGCUUGUGCAGGAACUGCGCGAUGCUGUUGAUGCUGAGCCGGCACUGUCGGGCAAGCCACGAUUACUGAUAAGUGCCGCCGUAUCGGCUAGCGACAAGACGGUGCAGACCGCUUACAAUCCCUCCAUACUCGGCAAAUUUCUGGAUUUUAUAAGUAUUAUGACGUAUGAUUUUCACGGGAGUUGGGAUAGUAAUGUGGAGCAUCAUAGUCCGAUUUAUGGGCGGAAUCGCGACGUCAGCACCGUUCCAGGAUUUAACAUGGUCAGUGCUAUCAAAUUGUGGAUUAAAGCUGGGUGUCCGGCAGAUAAAAUUGUUGUGGGCAUACCGUUCUACGGCCGCUCUUUCACACUGACUGAUGCCCACGUCACGGCGCCCGGCUCACCGGCCGUGGGCGGCGGCGAACCGGGACCGUUCACCCGCGAACCGGGUUUCCUUUCAUAUUUCGAGGUGUGCAGUUUGUUGAUGGAUAAAACAUGGACCGUUGUCAUUGAUCCCGAGGAAAGGACACCGUAUGCAUAUAAAGAAGACCAGUGGAUUGGAUACGACGACAUUGAUAGUAUCAUCAAAAAGACAGUCAUUGUGCGCGAAUGGGGCCUGGGCGGGGUCAUGGUGUGGUCCGUCGACAUGGACGACUUCCGCGGCCUAUGCGGACCGCAGUCUUACCCCAUGCUGCGCAUGAUCAAAAAGGUCCUGGAAUUCCAACCCGUCCGCGUAGUCAACCUCCUGCCCGCCAUCCCGCAGGCGCUCGCCCAUUCCUUCCCCGCCCAGAUGCACCCGACCAUCCCACCCCGGCUGCUUCUACCCUCCGAGGCCACGCCCACCAACGCCACCACGCCCACCACCCCGGCCAUGGUCAUCCGCUACGAGAAGCCCAAACCGUCGGAUCUGACCCCGACCAUCAGCGGACAGCCCUCCUCCAAGGCGGCGCUGGAUCUGGACGCCGUGCCCACCAUCCAGGUGCAGGCGGUGGUGCACCCCAAAACCCGCUUCUUUGGCCCGCUACUCCAACCGCCCAUGAUGCUGCCGUCGCAGAUCCUGCCCUUUCUAUCGCGCUCCUUUAUCGACCAACCACCGCCACCGGGUCCCAUGGGACCACCGGAUCCGCCCAUGUUUGCCAAGCAAUUUGACGAUAGUAUUCCCAAUCCACAGCAAAACCAGCUGCAACAAUCCGGGCAGCCGUUUCCCAUGAAUCAGGAUCAGCAGCCGCAGAUACCGAUGAAUUUGCCGCCACAGCAACCGCCCCAGAUGCCACCGCCACAGCAAUCUCCGCAGAUUCCGCAACAGCAACCGCCGCAGAUACCACAGCAGCAACCACAACAGCAACCACAACAAACCGCGCAGUUAAACACCGCUUUUGAUGCUCCCAUGCAACCAAUGAACAAUCAGUUUAAUCCCUUAACGCCAUUUAACGGCCCGUCCAUGUUAGACACGCCCAACAAACCCCACAACGAACAGUCGCCACAGCAACCGCCCCUACAGUUGCAGUCCAAUAUGAACAACUUUCAGCAGCCAUCACAAGGUCCACAGUCCAAUAACAAUAACAACAUUCCGCUGCAAACAGCCCAACUGAAUACGGCCAUGAACCACAUUCAGCAAGGUCAGCAGUUCCCGCAACUGACCAGUGUCCAGCAGACGGGGCCGGCGUUCUCCAAACCGUUUAUGCCGGACGAGCAGCGCUUGCAGCAGUCGGUGCAGUCGCCGCCUGUACAGAAUUCCAACGGGAUAAAUAACAACCAGUUACCGAUGUUUAAUAAUGAUCUGAAUGGGUUUAAUAGCCGUCAGAUUGACGGCGGUCCCCGCGUCACGACGGCAACCGAUAUGCAAGUGGCAGAUUCUAAUAUUAACAACGGCGUCAUUCCGUUUAAUAUGAAUAUGAAUUCCCAGCAUCCCAGUAUGCGCCAGCUCGAACCCAUGCAGUGUCCCGCGGAAGGAUUCUUUAGAAAUCCUCAAGACUGCACAAAAUUUUACCGGUGUGUAAAUAUGUUGGGUAGCUGGACAGUGUGGCACUUUUUCUGUCCGGCGGGACUCGUGUUUGACCCUAAUCACGCUGUUUGUAACUGGGUGAGCAUGUCACCACCUUGUUGAAACGAUAUAAAAAUAUACCGGAAUCUAUUUGGAUUUCGCGUCGGAGCGGCAAAGUUGACAAGUAUGGAGUUUAUUAUGGUUCUAUGACCUCGAGCCGACACUGGCAAUGGCAGGACUGCGGUAUAGAUUCCGUGCACGUGAUGAUUAGAAAUUAUUUAUUCGUAUUGGUAUUUUUUUCUAAUCGAGCACUCUUGUCAAAGUUUGUUGUGAAAUCUGAAUGUACACAUUAUUGUAUUGUACGUAAUACAAUAAUUCUGUAAACACUGUAA
Messenger RNA from Paramacrobiotus metropolitanus, 3208 nucleotides. RefSeq lists its product as uncharacterized. Bases 357 to 2939 code for a protein of 860 amino acids. The transcript is spliced from 11 exons. Gene Ontology annotation, molecular function: chitin binding; chitinase activity. Gene Ontology annotation, biological process: carbohydrate metabolic process; chitin catabolic process. NCBI's taxonomy places the organism in Eukaryota, Metazoa, Tardigrada, Eutardigrada, Parachela, Macrobiotidae. Gene Ontology annotation, cellular component: extracellular region. The record is from RefSeq and is a predicted model, not a curated record.